Molecule: messenger RNA, 2209 nt
Organism: Hyalella azteca
Lineage: Eukaryota; Metazoa; Arthropoda; Malacostraca; Amphipoda; Hyalellidae
Exons: 3
Coding region: 42-2204 (720 amino acids)
Molecular function (GO): NAD+ poly-ADP-ribosyltransferase activity; zinc ion binding
Source: RefSeq, a predicted model, not a curated record
CUCCUUAUAUAUCUGCAGUAUAAUAGGUACUACUGACCAAGAUGGAUAAACUCCCAAGUUCAGUGGACAUCGUUCCCAAUAUCUGCAUGGACUUCCUGAUGAAUUUGUGCGAGAGAAAAAGGGACACAUGUUCUGAAGUCCACGCCAAGUUCCCUUUUCUGUGGCAAUUUAAGUUGAAGCAACAGUGGCACAACUUUCCUGAGAACCACUGUAAGGAACUUGAAUUGAAGUUCAGAGUUCCUAAGUCCGACGGUGUACAGCUAACUGCGGUCGAUCUAUCGAACAGCGGAGAAAAUUUCAGUAUCAUUGAGAACUGGUAUGCAAAUUUUGACACAAUGGCAAUGGUCAAUGAGAACCAACGACUUGAGAUAAGACGUUUGUCGACCGAGUCAAGUGCCGUAAUGAAAAGCAAGUUCAGUACCGAUUUUGAGUGGUUCUUCAGAGACGAAAAAAGUCGGUGGAUACCUUACAGGCAACCUGCUGGUAGAUCAAAAGGGAAGAACACAUUAGGUCUUCUUAAGUUUAACGCGGUGACGUCAUCAGACGACAUCGAAAAACAAUUCUCGGUUAACGGCCUAAAAAUCUGGAAAACUCGUAAUGGCUCACACACGUACGACUUUGAUUUUGUAAAAAUGAGGCAAUCGGACUUAGGAAAUCCUAGUAUAUUCCAGUUCACGAAGAGGCCUCUUGAGACCUGGCCAAUGAGACGUCGUCCGAAAGCUGGGAAACUAAAUCCCGGUUCAGGCCCCGCUGAAGACUACACUUCGCAACCAGUCCCAGGAAAUUCCGUUACCAGGAGCUUCAAGUGGCAGUUCAUGGAUGAACAGAAAAACUGGAUCGAUUUUGACCAAGCCAGUUCAGUCAGCCGUAAUUGGACAGUAUCUAGUAAGCCUGUGGACAUUGAAAAUGAGUUCGCUAAAAAUCCAAACUCCGUAAUUGAAAUCCAAAUUAACUCGAAUCGCUACAGCCUCGAUUUUAAGGCGAUGAAGCAAACAAACUUGCGAACCCGAAAUACCAGGGAUGUACGGAGGGUUUUGGAGGAGCCUGCGCCCAGCGUCGGUUCGGUGAAGAAGAUACCCAGCGUCGAAUACGAAUGGUUUUUCCGCGAUAAAAACAACCAAUGGAAAAAGUAUGGCCAAAUCAGUUCUGAACAUGAUGCAAAAUAUGCUACUUCCCAAGGAUCUGACGACAUCGAAAAACAUUUCCAAACCCAGCCUGAGCAGGUGAUGAUCGUACAAAGCAACUUACAUACCUACGAGUUGAACCUGUCGACCAUGACACAAACCAACGUGAAAACGCAAGGAAAGCGAGCCAUGAGUCGAAGAACCAAGAAUUGUGUUAGUAACAUCGGGAGUGAUGUAGUGUCAACGCAAUACGUGUACAAAUGGUACUUCAAAGAGAACUACUUCUACUAUAGUUCAUGGGUAAAAUUCGACGAAAAAGACAUCUAUACCAUCGAAGAACAUUACCUGUCCAAACCCACAACCAACAUCAACUUCAUAGCCGGAAACCAGUCGUACGUUUUAGAUUUCACCGCCAUGACACAAACCAACACCGCGACUGGCAGUGUGAGAGAGGUGUGUAGGCGGCAUCAGCUCGUAUCCAUGACAAGUUACGGCUCUGGUUCACCUUCUUCCUACGCAUCAAACAAGAUUUUCACUGAAUUUCCCUCUGAAAAAACUUCUUUUGGAACCCCUCUUGAGGUAAACCAAACGGAGUACAUGACAAUUCUAGCACUGCUCAGGUCCACCUCACUAGAUUGUAAGCCCAGCAACAUCUUUGAAGUCAACAACCCGUACCUAAAAGCAGCCUUUGAAAUCAAGAAGGCUCAACUACAGAAACUAAACCCGAGUAUAUCUUACGAGGAAAAAUGUCUUUUUCACGGGACAAGCACUUCUAACAUCAAGGCCAUUCGGGAAGAAAACCUCGACUGGAGACUGCAUGGAUCAAAUAAAGGACAAGCAUUGGGCAGAGGAACUUAUUUCUCCAGUAGCGCGAAAUUGUCUCGGAAAUACGGUGAUGUCAUCUUCGUCUGCAAGGUUCUGGUGGGGCGUACUGCACUCGGCAACUCCGGCACCGUCAAACCUGCGAAAGACAAAUACAACCUCCCUGUUGACACGACGGUUGAUCGGAUAGAGAACCCGAAUAUAUUUGUCAAGUACGAUUCUCAGGAGUACUACCCUGAGUACUACGCGCUGUGUUGAGGAAC